AUGCUACCCAAUAGCGCCCACGGGAUGUCCGAGCCGACAGCGCCAAGUCGACCGAUCGCCCGGAGAAAGCGGAAACCCUUGUCUUGUUCUCUCUGCCGACGACGAAAAUUGGCUUGCGACCGUGAAUAUCCGUCCUGCACUCGAUGUCGAAAAACCGGGAACUCUGAAUCCUGCUCAUACGAGGAUCCUCCUGCUCCAUUGCGUCAGAAUCAGCGAAGAUCAGACGUGUCGGGGCAAAACAGACCGGUGCUAACUGCAGCUACCCCUGUCCUUAGGAACACUGCCUCCUCCUCCUCACUAGAGGGCUAUAGAGGCAAUGAUGACAAUCGACCUAUUGCCUCGGACCUGACGGAAUAUGCAGAUACUUGGCAGCUGUUAGGUGGUGAUGUCGAUGGAGCAACGACUGGUAAAGAGCGACCGGCCAUUAAAGCCGACGUGACUGAACUGACAUAUCCUCCUGAGCCAAAGCCAACCGAGGCUGUUGUCUUCCGAGGGGAGAAUUACAGGACACAGUAUUAUGGAAGUACAAACCCGACUAGCUUGAUCGGUCAUUUCCCCGAGCUCCGUUCUUACAUGAAGGAGACAAUCAAGCACCAUGCUUCUUUACCUGGAGUCCAAAAAGAGCUGAAGGCAUUGGAUACGAAGUGGAAAUACGAGAAGCCCAGUAACCUGCCGGUCAAAACGGCAGACUUGUUGCUUUUGCUCCCUGACCAGACAGAGAUGGACGCAUCCAUUCGGCUAUAUUUCGACACAUUCGAAACGAUGUAUAGAAUUGUGCACAGACCGACUUUCAUGGAAGAAUAUGACCAAUUGCAGAAGGACCGGACUGCUGCGAAGCCAGGAUUUAUUGUCCUCGUUCUACUGAUCUUGGCUACCGUCAGCUGCACGACGGAAACCGACCGAACUUACGUAGGCAGCAGUAGUAUUGGUCGAGAACAGGGGUCAUUGUGGAUUGAAACCGCGGAAGCAUGGCUUGGAAAGCAAAGCAGGAAAAACAUCUACUUAGCCAUAUGGCAGAUUCGCUGUCUACUCGUGCUCGCAAAACAAAUGUGCCGCUACAAAAAGAAGCGCAUGUGGUCGGUGGCAGGCGACUUGGUGAGAGAGGGAAUGGCGGCUGGGUUUCAUCGCGACCCAAGUCGUCUGGGAGGCAAGAUAACCUUUUUCGAUCAGGAGAUUCGCCGGCGACUGUGGGCAACAAUGACGGAGUUGGAGUUGCAGGCUUCAGUGGAGCGCGGAAUGCCUUCUGCCUUAGCUGCAAUUCGAAUGGACUGUGCCCCUCCAGUUGACAUUGAUGAUGAAGAUCUCAGGCCCGAAUCCGAUCCUACACAGAUACAAGGAUCAUCCGGUGACAGUCCUUCGACUUUCUUCUUGCGUCUAUGUAGGAAUAGCCUGGACUUGCGUGUGGCAUUGAACUCUAGGAUGAAUGACCUCACCUCAGAUUUGCCAUAUGAGGAUAUCCUUAGAUACGAGGAUAUAAUCAUGAAUGAACUUCGGAAGCUCCCUUCUCCAGUCGAGAACAACGAGAAUACUAAUGACAGUAGGCUUUCACAAAUGGCAAGGACCGUUUUGGAUUUGCAACUCCGGCAAUUCUUGGUCUUGCUUCACGCCCCCUUCGCCAGGAAGACAGAAGGAAAUUCACGAUAUGCAGUGUCAAGGAUGGUUUGUUUCAACGCUGCUGCCAGCAUGAUCGAUCAGCAUUGGCGGCUGGUACAGUCGGGAAACCCAAUGCUAUUGCUCUUAAGACAUGACUACUUCCGAGGAGCGUUAAACCUUUCUCACUACGCAUAUUUAUCUUCAGAUAUUCGAGCCGAUCUAUGUGUCCCAGUGGAUCGCGACGCAUUACUGCAAUAUAUUCAAAACGCCCUCACUAUGCUGGAGGACAGUAUCACCUAUCUUGGAACCGGGUUCACAUACCAUUGGUACAUCUCUGCUGCAAUAUCCUUUCUUCGAUCACAGACACAACCGGCAAAGUCCAGCACACUCAAGCAGGAAGCAAUCAACCAAGUUGUGAGACAGUACUACCGAGUGCUUGCGUCCCAAGAACAGUUCUCUCGUGCGAAGGAGAGGAUCUACUCCUCACAAUUCAGACAGAGAAACCCCUCGGAAGCUGAGCGCCAGUUCGACGUGUUAGACACAGCAGAGAUGUCCUUGGAUGAUGUCGGAUUUUCUCAGUUCGAUCCAACUGUUCCCACAAUGGAGCAAUAUUUCUUCGGUGACCCUGCCGCUUGGACAUUUGAUAAUCUCUGGGAGGUUGGGUAGACCACUGAAUUCUCUUCUAUACUGUCCU
Messenger RNA from Aspergillus pseudotamarii, 2287 nucleotides. RefSeq names its product transcription factor domain-containing protein. The transcript has 5 exons. Gene Ontology annotation, cellular component: nucleus. Lineage: Eukaryota; Fungi; Ascomycota; Eurotiomycetes; Eurotiales; Aspergillaceae. Gene Ontology annotation, biological process: regulation of transcription by RNA polymerase II; DNA-templated transcription. The record is from RefSeq and is a predicted model, not a curated record. The coding region runs from base 1 to 2259 and encodes 752 amino acids. Gene Ontology annotation, molecular function: DNA-binding transcription activator activity, RNA polymerase II-specific; RNA polymerase II cis-regulatory region sequence-specific DNA binding; zinc ion binding.